Molecule: messenger RNA, 669 nt
Organism: Sorghum bicolor (sorghum)
Lineage: Eukaryota; Viridiplantae; Streptophyta; Magnoliopsida; Poales; Poaceae
Exons: 3
Coding region: 1-669 (222 amino acids)
Source: RefSeq, a predicted model, not a curated record
AUGCAGGCUGCCAUGGCGGUCCUCGUAUCAGGCGUGGUGGCGCUGCUGGGAGUGACGAGCGCCGUGCUGGGGUUCAUAGCCGAGGCCAAGACUGCCGUGCCAGACGAAACCCACGUCCCUGGUCGCGAGUGCGUGUAUCCGGGCAACCCCGUUCGCACGCUGGCGUCUUGUGCCAUCUUCCUGCUUGUGGUGGCCCUGAUCAUCGCCUCGGCGGCCGGCGGCUGCUGCGGCUGUUGCAAACCACUGGGCGGUGCUUCUUCCAGCUCCACCAGGCGACGACGAGUCGUGGGCGUCGUCGCCUCUGUCCUCUCGUGGGUAGCGGCGGUGAUCGCCGUGGUUUACUUCUGGGCAGGCGCGGCGCUGAACACGCCCAUGACGCGCCGAGCCAAAUUGACGGGCCCCGACGAGGAGUGCUACUUACUCAAGGGGGGUGUCUUCGUCAGGGCGGCCGUGCUUAGCCUCGUCGCCACCUCGCUUGGGAUCAUGUCCUGCGUCUUGCUCCGCCUGCCGGCGGCUACGGACACGCCGCCGGAACAAAGCGACCAUGCGGUCGGGCUGCCGCAGUGGCCCGCUCAAGGGUACCCUGCGCAAGGGUAUGGUCAAGCGUCGGACCCGAAGUUCGCUCCUCCUCCUCCUCCGGUUCAGGAGCACGAGCAAGUGUACGUGUAG